CUUCCCCACCACUGUACCACCACCAUUCUCCCCACCGACAUUUCCAAAUCUACAAAUCCAACACCACCUUCAUCACCACUUCCAUAACUUCAAACCCAAAACCCAUUCAUCUCAUCCUCCAAAUCCCCAAUUUCCCCAAACACCCUUUCCACUUUCAAAUCCCCCAAACCCUAAUCUCCCAAACCCUCAAAUCCCACCCUUUCAGCAACCAAAAUCUACUAAAGAUCCAAUCUUUAUCACUUCCAUACAAAACCCAUAAAUCUUUUCCUCCAAUUUCAGAUCCGACCCGUUUAAAAUGCUGGAUCCCCUUUUCAAACCUCUCAAACCCUAAUCUUCCAAACCCUCAAAUUCUCCAUUUUCAGCAACCAAAAUCCAAUAAAGAUCCGAACUUUAUCACCUCCAUACAAAACCCACAAAAAAACCCACAAAUCUUUUCCCCCAAUUCCAGAUCGGGUCGGGUCAAAAUGCUGGAUCGGAUCCUCGGACCUCGCCGUACACGUCAACUCCAACGGCUUGUUCACAACGGCAAGGUUACACUCCUCUGUUUAGCCCUAACCGUCGUCGUUUUACGCGCGAAUCUGGGCGCCGGAAAGUUCGGUACGCCGGAGCAGGAUUUCAAAGAGAUCCGCGAAACAUUCUAUCAAUACCGCGGGAAACGAGCCGAGCCGCGCCGAGUUUUAGAAGAAAUAGAGACCACAACUGAGCAAACGACGUCGUCUGGGACCAAUAAUUAUGCUGAAUUUGAUAUCAAGAAGUUGUUUGUUGAUGAAGAAGAUGAUGUGAAGAAAGACCCAAAUGUGCCGUACAGUAUUGGGCCCAAGAUCUCAGAUUGGGAUGAACAGAGAGGUGAAUGGUUGAAACAAAACCCUAAUUUUAAUAAUUAUGUUAAUGGGAAUAAGCCUAGGGUUUUGUUGGUUACUGGGUCUUCACCAAAGCCUUGUGAGAAUCCUGUGGGUGAUCAUUAUUUGUUGAAGAGUAUAAAGAAUAAGAUUGAUUAUUGUAGGAUACAUGGGAUUGAGAUAUUUUAUAAUAUGGCUUUGCUUGAUGCUGAAAUGGCUGGUUUUUGGGCGAAAUUGCCGUUGAUUAGGAAGCUGUUGUUGAGUCAUCCUGAGGUUGAGUUUUUGUGGUGGAUGGAUAGUGACGCGAUGUUUACGGAUAUGGCGUUUGAGAUACCGUGGGAGAGGUAUAAAGAUCGGAACUUGGUUAUGCACGGGUGGAACGAGAUGGUGUAUGAUCAGAAGAAUUGGAUCGGGCUGAAUACGGGUAGUUUUUUGUUGAGGAAUUGUCAGUGGUCGUUGGAUUUGAUUGACGUUUGGGCGCCGAUGGGUCCGAAAGGGAAGAUUAGAGAGGAAGCGGGGAAGGUUUUGACUAGAGAGCUUAAAGAUCGACCGGUUUUCGAAGCGGAUGAUCAGUCUGCGAUGGUUUGGAUAUUGGCGACACAAAAGGAUCGAUGGGCUGAUAAGGUUUAUUUGGAGAAUCAUUAUUAUCUUCAUGGUUAUUGGGGCAUUUUGGUUGAUCGGUACGAGGAAUUUAUUGCGAAUUACCAUCCUGGUCUUGGUGAUCAUAGAUGGCCGCUUGUUACUCAUUUUGUCGGUUGCAAACCUUGUGGGAAAUUCGGUGAUUACCCUGUUGAAAGAUGCUUGAAACAGAUGGACCGCGCGUUUAAUUUUGGGGAUAAUCAGAUUUUGCAGAUGUAUGGAUUCACUCACAAAUCGCUUGCUAGCAGGAGGGUGAAACAAAUAAGAAACGAUAGUAGUAAUCCUCUUGAAGUGACGGAUGAGCUUGGUUUGCUACACCCUGCGUAUAAAGUUGUUAAGGUACCAUCUUCUUAAAAUACGAAGGGGAAAUAGUAAACAGUCUUUCGAUAUUUAAUCUAGUUUGUUGGUUUUCACUCACGAAUUGGUAUUGUGGUUUACAAUAUGAUACGUUUGGAUCUUGUAUCGUUCUUGAUUCGUCAACUGUCGUAACACGUUGACUGUAUUGAUUUUUUUUCUUGUUAUUAGCCAGUUUAAUCUAUAUGGAAGGCAAACAAGUAGCUUGAACCAACUUUUGUUACUAUUUUAUCAAGAAAACAUGUCAUAUUUUGGUUAUUUA
This is a messenger RNA of Helianthus annuus (common sunflower), 2094 nucleotides long. Its product is annotated as xyloglucan 6-xylosyltransferase 2. The record is from RefSeq and is a predicted model, not a curated record. Gene Ontology annotation, biological process: xyloglucan biosynthetic process. Gene Ontology annotation, molecular function: xyloglucan 6-xylosyltransferase activity; UDP-xylosyltransferase activity; hexosyltransferase activity. NCBI's taxonomy places the organism in Eukaryota, Viridiplantae, Streptophyta, Magnoliopsida, Asterales, Asteraceae. The coding region runs from base 465 to 1832 and encodes 455 amino acids. Gene Ontology annotation, cellular component: trans-Golgi network; membrane; endosome. The transcript has a single exon.